This is a messenger RNA of Dichotomopilus funicola, 1857 nucleotides long. RefSeq lists its product as uncharacterized. NCBI's taxonomy places the organism in Eukaryota, Fungi, Ascomycota, Sordariomycetes, Sordariales, Chaetomiaceae. The transcript has 2 exons. The record is from RefSeq and is a predicted model, not a curated record. Bases 1 to 1857 code for a protein of 618 amino acids.
AUGCGACUAACCGGCCACGGAGUGGACGAUUCUUGGACGUCUUUCGGCCAGCGCCGGGGAAUACCGGGGGCAACGCUGUCUGGUCUUGAUAUCACACGAGCUAGAAUCGACUGCGGCGGUGUUGCGGAUCCGGGCAGUUAUCCAUCUCCGCCCAUGUCGGGCUCUCCGCCGCUCCCGGCCAAGACCAGUCAUGGGGUUGCCGAACGAAGUGAGGGGGCGCAUCAAACGACAACACGAGAUGUGUACCGCGGCAUCCCGACAACACGAAGCGACGAGAGAGCACAUGCGGGUGCUGCGGGCGAGCCACCUUUGUUCCUUUCAGAGGCUUCGGAGCGAGGCUCAUACGCAUUCCCGCGAUCUGACGGACCAGGCACGCGGUCUUUGCCUUAUCCCCCAGCACUCGGGCAGGCCACGUCUCAACCAACCGCCUACAUGUCGGGACCUGAAACCGGCGCGACAGCACACAACCAACCCGGGUCGCUCCCUCCACAGGCGUAUCCUCCCACAGGACAUCAUGGCAUUGGGGAUGCUGUCCAAAGCACGACACCUAAACCUCAACGGAAAGCAAAAGGGCAUGUGGCAUCUGCUUGCGUGCCCUGCAAAAAAGCCCACUUACGCACCAACAAGGAGGGAGCUUGUGUCGAUGUGCAGCACAAGAAGCGUGGGCGGCCCCGUCUCCGAGAUGAUAGCCAAACAAAAUACGAGGGCGCGAGGUUUGGAAGCACCGUGGAUAGCAUGAGGAGGCCGCUGUCGUCGUCGUACGGCCCAGGACCACCGCCGCCGGGUAUGGUUUACGAUGAUCCUCUUCGUCGAAUUCAAUCGUACCGCGUGCUGAAAUCUCAGCCAGCUGAAGCGACUGCGCCGAGGUUCCCCGAACGCGGGCUGGUGUCUGAUACCAACGUGUUCUCCACCCCCUUGUCGAUCGCAACGGCUAGAACACCCGAAGAGCCGGUUGCUUACCUGACGAUCGGCCUCGAGUUUUCCAAGGCGUCGUCCUCCUUUCUCAGCGGCGUCGGUCGGACGUCGGUAGCAGGACUUGAGUUCACCCACGUGUUAACCCCUGAAGAGCGACCAAGGGCUACCAGGCUCCAACAGCAGGCGCAAGAGGAGCAAACUAGGAAGGACCCGGCUUAUCUACCGCCAAUAUUCAGCGACCGGACCGACGCCGUGAUUCAAAGCUUGGGUUUCUCGCCAGAAGAGGUGGCAAGACAUCCCCUUCCUUGGCUCGACACGUUCGCAUUCCUAGGAGAUGACGGGCAGGUGCGGCAAGUCUCAGUCCGUGCGGGGCUGGCCUCGCAAAACUCGAUUUACUUCGUCGUACUCUUGCUGAGCCGCGUCUCCCGGUCGUCGUAUCCAACACCCUCGCCGAGUUUAAGAGAGAUGAGCGGUUCCUUUGAGGUUGGGUUGCAAUCGUACUCUCAACCCACCCCACUCUCGGCAACAUUUGACUCGCGACAGCCACGGCUAAGCGACUCUGGCUAUGAUUCUAGGCAACCAGGGCCACCCCCAAGCGGGCCACUUAACAUGCUGCCCACACGGAGCCCUGGUCUCUCAUCCUCGACAUAUGGCGUUUCGCCGAAUCGGCCUGAGUACCCCAUUACGCCUAGGACCUACCAGACCCCCAGAACAGACGUCCACGCGGCAGCUCGCCCAUCCCAAGCGGCAGACUACCAAAUCUUGCCGCUCCCACGAAUAAGGAGCCCGCCCGUAAGUGCUUCACAACAUCCUGAGCCGCUCCAAGGACAACCGCAACUGCCGUCGCUACCACCACCGCCCCCAUACCAGCCUCGGGAAGAGACCUCUCGCAUGGGCAUUGGUGGUCUACUUGAACAUCCGGGGACGACAAGGAGUGCCUGA